AUGAGCGUCGGGAGUGCAGAGCUCGACGUCCUGGAAGGAGAAAGAGCAGUGAAAGAUGUGGAGCUGGAUGGGCAUCCACUUGACAGUGGACAGAGGAGGCUGGAAGAGCUGGGCUACAAGCAGGAACUUCGGAGGGAGUUCGGCAUCCUGAGUAGCACAUGUGCAGGCUUUGCCUCCACAUCCUUCCUUCUGACUAUCACAGGCCUGAUGCCCAUCGCAUAUGUGAAUGGCGGACCUGUGGCGGCAGUAUGGGGGUGGGUCAUGGUGUCAGUCUUCACCAUGCUCAUGGCUCUAUCAAUGGCGGAGAUUGCCUCUGCCUACCCUCUUGCGGGUGGCCCUUACUUCUGGUGUGUGGAGCUGACCAAGAAUGACCCACGCUACACCUUGGUGGCAUGGGUCACAGGCUGGCUGAACGUGCUGGGCCAGGUGGCGGCCACUGCAGGUGCAGCAUCCACAGCAGCUAGCCACCUGGGCUCCAUGUGGAUGCUGUCCAAUGGACAUGUCUUCACCCAGUUCGAGCUCUUCCUCACCUAUGCUUUGAUCAUGCUGGUGGCGGGCGUGCUGAGUUCUACAACGACCAAUGGCAUCAGAGGAUUCACGCUAUUCUCUGGCGCUGUGUUGGCCUUUGGGGGACUCUUCCUCAUUGUUUUCCUGCCUGCGGCAGCCCCAGCACAUCAGAGCGCAACCUUCGUGUUCACCUACUUCCGCGAUACUGACCAGAUCGACCUCGGCCUGCCCAGCACAGCGUAUUUGUUCUUGAUGGGGAUGCUGCUGAGCGAGUUUGGCUUCAUCGGAUAUGAAGCGCCUGCACAGUUUGCCGAAGAGACAAAGUCGGCAGACAGGAUUGUUCCUUGGGGAAUAGUCAACACGACAGCUCUGAAUGGCACGUUUGGGCUAGCCUACAUUGUGGCAAUCCUCUUCUGCAUCCAGGAACCGGACGAGCUGCUGCAAGGGAAUGCAGGAGGGAACGUGGUGGCACAGGUGUUCUGGGAUAUUUUUGAGAAGCGGUUUGGGUAUGGGCAAGGAGCGCUUAUAAUCAUGGCUCUUCCACUGGUGGCAAUGCUGAAUGCCACGGUCAUGAGCAUGGCUGCAAACACAAGGAUGCUGUGGUCAUUCUCGCGGGACGGCGGAGUGCCCUUGUACCGGGUGUGGGCGGCAGUGAAUAAGUACACAGGAACGCCCCUGAAUGCCACGUGGGCCAUGUCUGCUCUGGCGUUCCUGAUUGGCCUCCCCAUGCUGCUCUCCAACACAGCAUUCAUCGCCACUGGAGCCCUGUCAUCUGUCGGCCUCUAUGUCAGCUAUGCCAUCCCCAUUGUGCUGCGGGUGGUCUUCAGAGAAAACUUCACGCCCGGGCCUUUCAGGCUGGGAGCGCUUCAGCCUGCUGUGAAUGUCUUGGCUGUCUUCUGGACGGGCAACUUUGUGUGCAUUGAUCAGGCAUGCUUCCUGCUGCCAACGUCCUACCCGGUGACAGAUGCAAACCUGAACUGGACGCCAGUGACCGUGGGCAUAGUAAUGGCGGCUGUGCUGGUUGCAUGGUACCUGCCAAAAUACGGGGCGGCCACGUGGUACCGCGGCAAGUCGCACACUCUGCCGGACAAAGUCAUUGUGAGUCUCUCCCUCUCUUGCACGUCAGCUUCAAAAAAUUGA
This is a messenger RNA of Coccomyxa subellipsoidea C-169, 1647 nucleotides long. RefSeq names its product putative GABA-specific permease. The record is from RefSeq and is a predicted model, not a curated record. Gene Ontology annotation, molecular function: transmembrane transporter activity. Bases 1 to 1647 code for a protein of 548 amino acids. The transcript has 12 exons. Lineage: Eukaryota; Viridiplantae; Chlorophyta; Trebouxiophyceae; Coccomyxaceae. Gene Ontology annotation, cellular component: membrane. Gene Ontology annotation, biological process: transmembrane transport; amino acid transport.